UGCCGGCGUGAGGACGGCUUCGGAGCCACAGCUUACCUCUCGCGUCCACAACUUUACGAUAACUUUCGAACUUUAACACGAAACAUAUCUUUCUCCAAACAAUAUCGCUUAUUUUGAAUCUAAACUACAAAAUGCUUAAAAAAGUUACAUAAUUUAAUAUUUGAGACUAUUUAAAUGAAUGAUGUUAUAGAAAAGGUGUUUGAAGACUAAUUUACUUAUAGAAGAAAAAAUAUUCCAAAUAUAUCGUAACAAUGAAGCGUAAAAUAAGUCGUCAUUCUGCACACAUGCAGUACGUUGUAUCUUUAUAGAUUGCAUAAGAAAUAUAAAAUGAAAAAGCUAAAGGAGAAGGGAUGUGUAAACUCUGUGGUGUAAUGAAAAAAUUUCCAAUGUCGGGCCCAGAAGCGAGCGUUUCUUAGACAAUGCACAGCCUCCUUGAAGCGGCUAUAGCGUCGGCUGUACUACAAAUAUUAUUGUCAUUUACAGCCGUGAGUGGCGUCAGCUGGGAAGAAUGGUGGACGUACGACGGCAUUUCAGGUCCAGCAUUCUGGGGGUUGAUCAACCCGGAGUGGUCGCUCUGCAACAAAGGCCGGAGACAAUCUCCGGUCAACUUGGAACCAGAGAAACUACUAUUCGACCCCAACCUACGGUUUUUACACAUAGAUAAACAUAGGAUAAAUGGUUUGAUAAGCAACACGGGUCAUUCGGUGAUCUUCACGGUAGAGAAUGAGACGCGACACCACAUCAACAUCACGGGGGGACCCCUCUCGUACAAGUAUCAAUUCCACGAGAUCCACAUACACUAUGGACUGCACGACCAGUUCGGCUCCGAGCACGCGAUCAACGGCUACUCCUUCCCAGCUGAGAUUCAAAUAUUUGGUUUCAAUUCGCAGCUUUAUUCUAACUUCUCAGAGGCUUUACAUAAAGCUCAAGGAAUUGUUUCCAUCUCUUUACUACUACAGCUCGGCGAUUUGUCGAAUCCUGAAUUAAGAAUAUUAACAGAGGAACUAGAGAAUAUUAAAUAUGGAGGAGCUGAGAUGCCAGUGAACAAGUUAUCAGUGCGAGGGUUGCUGCCAGACACGGAGUACUACAUGACGUACGACGGGUCAACGACCGCGCCCGCCUGCUUCGAGACUGUCACCUGGGUCAUCAUCAACAAGCCCAUCUACAUCACUAAGCAACAGUUGCACGGUUUACGGCGGCUGAUGCAGGGCGACGCGCGGCACCCGAAGGCGCCGCUCGGGAACAACUUCAGGCCGCCACAGCCACUUCACCACCGCGCUGUGAGAACUAACAUCGACUUUGACUUGAGCAAGUACCCCGGGAAAACUUGCCCGAGCAUGCACCGGAACAUGCAUUACAAAGCCAAAAGCUGGACACAAUAUUGAAGAUUAAUUUACCAACGGUAGGCAUUCGUGUACACUGUUUAGCUUCUAUGUAGAAAAUUAUGUUUAAAUAGAAUACUAGAAUGUAAGAAAUUGUAUAUACAACUUGUACAGUCUUAUUGAGAUAUCUUGCUUAUGAUAAAUAGAGCUAUAAAGUGUACUUUAAGUAGUUAAGUAUCUACCCGUAAUAAGAUUGUCGUCUUAGCAUUAAAUGUUGAGUACUAAUCCUUAGACUUCCCGGUAGAAUUAUGUGAUUAGUCCUACUAGGUUUCUAAUACUUAUUUUGUAAUGGCCUCAUAAAACUAGGAAUACAUACAUAGAUACAUAUUUUUCGGAUAGAUGUACCAACUACAUCGGUCGCCGUCAGUUUAUAGUAAGUACAUAUUAAAGUAGUAUAGUUAUAGAGGGACGAAGAAGUAUAUGAACGGUUUUGUAUCCUGUGUACAAGUAGAUCGUAUAAAAUAUAACAUAUCUGAGUGUUUGUGUUCUUUAUAAAUGUUAAUGCUCUUGUUAAUAUAUAUGUCACGAGAGUAUCAUAUAAGUUUUAUGUAUUUAAUUUUUGAAAUACAAGCUAAGAUCAAUUACUUAAAGUUAAAAAUCAUAUCAAAUUAAGAAUUACGUAAAAUAAUUACGUAAAAAGUAUCAACUGUUUGACUGUAUUUCUAAAUAAAAAUAUGAAACUAUUGCUAACGGGCAUCUAUAGCUUUAAAUAAUGAAUAUUUUAGAAAGUAUUGCAUAGCAAAUUAAAACAAUUCAUGAUUGAGUGUAUAUCGCCGGCUUUCUUCUAAGAUUUAUUAGAAAUAAAUUAUUAUUUCAUUAAAAUAAAUAU
Pectinophora gossypiella (pink bollworm) is the source of this 2211-nucleotide messenger RNA. It is a transcript of the gene CARPB, whose product is annotated as carbonic anhydrase-related protein 10. The record is from RefSeq and is a predicted model, not a curated record. The transcript has 11 exons. The coding region runs from base 420 to 1385 and encodes 321 amino acids. Gene Ontology annotation, molecular function: carbonate dehydratase activity; zinc ion binding. Lineage: Eukaryota; Metazoa; Arthropoda; Insecta; Lepidoptera; Gelechiidae.